UUACCGAUCAAAUCGGUCCAUUUUGAAUCUGGCUGCAAAUGUCAUUGCUAGUGCAACAAGGCAAACUCUGUUCUUCGAUUUUGAAAAUGAAUUAAGGAUACACAGUUUUGGCCUUAUUUAAUCAGAAGUUGGAUAUUAUUAAUAGCGAAUACCAGAACUCUACCUCUACGAAGGUUAUGAUUAGCUUUGUUGGCCAUGUUGGGUUUAACUCCCAACACAUUGGUGAACUAGCGCCAUUUAGCCAGUUCACGUUAGCUGCUGCUAGCUAGCUGAAUUAGUAACCCUACAUUUACUACACAUAAUAAAUGUCUUUAAAAUAAAUUGUAGGCAAAUCUGAUGAUACUUGGGCUGCCUGUGGAUUCGGCUAAUGAAUUUUAUUGGCAGUUUUGGGGAAAGCAUAAUCACUGGAUACAUGCUGGACGUUACCGAGAACAAGUUGUUUUACUUGGUUCUUUUUAUUAGGUGAAUGCCAUUUAUUUCCCCCCCUUUUUUUUUCUUAAAAAAAAAAAGUUACUUGAUUUAGGUUUUUUUUUUUUUUUUUUAAUCGCCCAUUGGCCUGUCGGUCUUCUGAUAUAUUUAGCCUUAUUAUCCUCAUGGAUCUAAAUUUUUACUCGGAUCUCUCUGACGGGACUGGCCAACAUGUUGAAUCCGAGUUCACGGACAGCUCGUCUUACAAUGCAUAUGAAUCUGUGAACAAGUUUGCAGGUGGCAAUGAUUCAUACCUGACCAUCAGUGGGUCUGGUCAUCAUUUUCUUUCAUCUGAGCAAACGUUCCACACACCUAGUCUGGGCGAUGAAGAGUUUGAAAUCCCACCCAUCUCUUUGGAUUCAGAUUCAGCCCUCACCAUAGAAGAUGUUGAGGCCCAUUUUGGAGAGCUGGCCGAACAGGCUGGGAGCUCAAGGGGGCCUGGAGUUGGAAAUAGUCUAGCCAGUAAUGUUGUGGUGGGUGGAAACGAUCCCUCUUUUGCCUCUACUUUUAUGAAUCCAUCAUCACAGGGCAUAGAGCACCUGAGUUUGGGUGUGAUUAACCAAGUGGGGGGAAGUACGCUGUUGAGCUCAACUCUGGGUGUGGAUCUCGGCCAUUCUGUUGGCUCACAUUUCAAUAGUUCCACUUCCAUGACUAUUGAUGUUCCAAUAAAUGACAUGAACCACAGUCUCUUAGGACACAACCAGCUCACCACCAUAGACCAUUCAGAUCUAAGUGCUCAAUUAGGGCUCAGCCUCGGUGGUGGAGCCAGUGUGUCAAAGUCACCUGACCAACCUCUGUCAGCCACACCAUCCCCUGCUGGUUCAUUGCAAGAUGAAGACAUGGAAGACUUCAGACAAGUGAGUCUCAUCUCUGUUAUUAAGAGCUUGUUUAAUCAUGAAUCUUGUAACCUCUCCUCAUUUAUGUUUCAGAAAACUAUGCUGGUAGACUCUUUCUCAGCCUCUCCUGCGAUCAUAUCGCACCUCCCUAAUUUGACGGGAUCCGCCCAGCUCUCCUCCGCUUCUCCAGCUGUGGUGAGGAGGGUGGGUGCUAAGCCAGCCAUGGUGGCGGGUACAACAGCAGACACUGGGGUGGCGAUUGGAGCCAAGAAAGGGAAGAAGAAAAAAGAUCCCAAUGAACCACAGAAACCAGUGUCAGCCUAUGCUCUGUUCUUCAGAGAUACCCAGGCAGCCAUUAAAGGCCAGAACCCCAAUGCCACGUUUGGAGAGGUUUCGAAGAUUGUGGCCUCCAUGUGGGACAGCCUUGGGGAUGAGCAAAAACAGGUUUACAAGAGGAAAACAGAGGCAGCUAAGAAAGAGUAUCUGAAAGCUUUGGCAACCUACAGAGCAAAUCAGCUCUCAAAACUUUCUCCUGAGGUGGAGGAUACAGCUCCUUCCACUCCUCCAUCUGCCCCCAGUCCUGCUCCUGCUGCCCCUGUCCGCCCUGCACGGCUUGCCCCCAACCCUGAUCAGAACACCAUUACCAACAUCUGCACGUCCAAUAUUAUCCUCGACCUGCCUCAAGUCACCACUCGUUCACGCACAGGGUCUUUACCCGUGGCCAUUGGCCAACCCCCAACCCCUAACCCCAGCCCAGCUACCACUGUCACGAAAAUCAUCAUCUCCAAACAGAUGCUACAGGGAGGUGCUCAGCUCCAUCAGAUCCCUACUUCCAUGGUGACAGUGAUCCCUGCUGGAAUUCGAGCUGUGCAGCCGUCUGCUGGUGCUGCAACGUCUGCUGGACGGCAGCCUCCACCACUGCUGCAGAUGCAGGGCACCCCUCCCCCCCCACGUCUGCAGCAGAUGGUACAAACUCAAGCCCCGCCCCCUCUUCAGGCCAAGCCCCGUGGAGGGGCAGGAAGUUCCGUGGCUGGCACCGCUAUGCCGCCUCCGCCUCUCCAGAUAAAGAUUGUGCCCGCUUCUUUACACUCUGACUUGUCCACACCAAUUAUUGUUACUACAGCAACAAGUGCCAACUCUGUUAUCUCAUCGUCCACCAUCUCUGCCUCGGGGCAUCCCACUCCUGUUGAGGUGCAGGUGGAAAAACCCAGUGAGCAAUUUGUGACAGACGAGAAUGAGGCUGUGAUGGAGGAACUUGCCUCAGAAGAGAUGGAGAUGGAGGUAAGUGUUGCUCCUGCGGUCUCGUCUUCUGCUCCUAAUCUCUGCGUCCGUGCAGGAUGCACAAACCCGGCUGUGGAUAGUCGAGACUGGGAUAAGGAAUAUUGUAGCAAUGAGUGUGUGGCCACACACUGCAGGGAUAUUUUCAUGGCCUGGUGUUCAAUCAAGAGCCAGAACUCAACCACUGUCAAAUAAUGAAAUCCUCCUGGUUCUCUGUCUUGACAUGCCUGGAUGUGUCUUUUAUUAGUUAAAGGGAUAGUUCUCACACACACACACACACACACACACACACAAAAAACUGUCAUCAACUUCUUACUCAUGUUUUUCCAAAGCUAAAUGAUUGACUCUCAUACAUGGAACACAAAAGAAGAUAAUAGCUAAAUAUUAGCCUCUGUCACCAUUCACAUUCAUUGUACAGAAAAAAGAUGAAAGUGAAUGGUGACUGAGAUAUACUGCCAAACAUCUUUUGCGUUUCAUGGAAGCAAUACAUAUGGGUUUGGAACAACAUGAAGGUGAUAAGUGAUGACAGAAUUUUUGGCUGAAGUGUCCUGUUAACAACAUAGUUUUACUGGAUUUAUGAGUCAAUAUUAGGUGUUUUGUAAUGAAUAUCUACAGCAAGAAGCUAAUGAACAGUGAAAAAUCAAAGAACAUCACUUAUUGUUGUAAAUGGACAGAAAUUGUUUUUGUUAUACCAUAUGAAUUAGUAAUCCAAGGCUUGUUUUGGUUAAAGGUAUGGUGGCAUACUUUGCAAACCUCACACUUUAACUGCAGUGUUUGUUUUCUCUAUUGAAAUGAUCAGAGUAUGACAUGCAGUGACCAUUGUAUUUGUAUUUUAUUUUGAACCUUGUAUUUUUCACUCAGUUUUUGGUCCAGUGGAUUAUUUGUCAUUAUGUAUGUUACUGGAAUUUGUGUUAAAUAGAGAGAAAUCUUGAGUGUUGUAACAUUUUCAAAUGCAGUAAUUUUGAUGAUUAUGAUAAAGAUUUGAGAUGUAGAGAAAUAGUGAACCUCAAACUGUUUUAUUAUAUUUUGUAUGUUAAAUAUAAUUUCUCAUGUCAUAUUGAGAGUGUCUUAGAUCACUGUGCUGAAGUGCUCUCAUGUUGGGGGGGGGAAUAGGGAGAUAGACAAAUAUUUUGCUGAGUUGUUUUUUAAUGAUGUUAUAAAAUUACUCAAGUACUAAAUAAAGGGCAGCCAAAGUGGA
Molecule: messenger RNA, 3780 nt
Organism: Myxocyprinus asiaticus (Chinese sucker)
Lineage: Eukaryota; Metazoa; Chordata; Actinopteri; Cypriniformes; Catostomidae
Product: TOX high mobility group box family member 4-like
Exons: 8
Coding region: 594-2777 (727 amino acids)
Biological process (GO): regulation of transcription by RNA polymerase II
Cellular component (GO): nucleus
Molecular function (GO): chromatin DNA binding
Source: RefSeq, a predicted model, not a curated record